AUGGGAAUAUUAUCUAAGGAUAAACUACUUCCUUGGGAACAAACAAAACCAUAUGCUGACCAUAUUCGUGAUCAAGGAGUCAAACAAUUUUUAUCAAUUUAUAAUAAAGAAAAAGAUAGGGAAAAUGAUAGUUUAUU
Molecule: messenger RNA, 137 nt
Organism: Racocetra fulgida
Lineage: Eukaryota; Fungi; Glomeromycota; Glomeromycetes; Diversisporales; Gigasporaceae
Source: the annotation of a GenBank genome assembly